UGACGUCACGGGGAGGUGUCGCGAGUCUCCUGUAACGAGGAAGCGCUCUCUCUGCAGCUGUACUGCAAUGACUAGCUGAUUUACACAUAAUUAUAUUCACAUUUGUGUUUCUUUUAUACAUCGGCUUUCGCCGUAACACCAAGAAAAAAUGGCAGACACCGGAAACCGUUUGCGUAAGUUGCUGGAAUCCCCUAAUUUUGACCCUCAGUCGUACGUGAAGCAGCUCUCGCAGCAGUCCGACGGGGACCGAGAUUUACAGGAACACCGUCAGAAAAUACAAACACUCGCCGACGAAACUGCACAAAACCUGAAGAAAAAUGUUUAUAAAAACUACAGGCAGUUCAUUGAGACAGCCAAGGAGAUUUCAUACCUGGAAAGUGAGAUGUAUCAGCUCAGUCACAUUCUCACCGAGCAGAAGAGCAUAAUGGAGAGCAUUACACAGUCUCUCCUAUCCACAGAUAAAGACGAAACAGCCAAAGAAAUGCUCACAGCCUUCCCAAAGGAAACAGAAGAGGUCAAACAAAGAACCCUAACCACGCUUUUGGAAAAAGUGGAGGGAUGCAAGAACAUCAUGGAAACCCCCGGCAGAUAUUUGGUCUACAAUGGAGAUCUUUUGGAGUAUGACGCAGACAACAUGUCACAGAUCCAAAAGGUCCAUGCGUUUCUGAUGAACGACUGCCUGCUAAUCGCAACCUGGCUGGCGAACAGACGCGGCGCUGUGAAAUACAAGUACAGUGCGUUGUACGACCUGGAAAGCUUUGCGGUUGUAAACGUAAAAGACAACCCUCCGAUUAAAGACAUGUUCAAAAUCCUCAUGUUCCCUGAUAGCCGCAUCUUCAAAGCUGAGAACAGCAAGAUCAAGAAAGAGUGGCUGGAGAUCCUGGAGGAAACAAAGAAAAACAAAGUGGCGAAAGACAAGCACACAAAGGAAGAGGAGGUGCCGACGUCGCCGGUCAGGCAGGACAUCUCCACGAACCCAUUUGAAGAUGACGAACCACUAGAUUCAGAGGAACUGGUGGAUCUGAGUCCCGAAUGGAUCCAGGAGCUUCCGGAAGACCUUGACGUUUGCAUCGCUCAGAGAGACUUCGAGGGCGCUGUUGAUCUUCUAGACAAGCUAAACGAAUAUCUGAAGGAGCAACCGGUGAGCCCGCGGGUGAAGGAGCUCAGGGUCAAGGUGGAGGAGCGCGUUCGGCAGCUGACGGAGGUCCUGGUGUUCGAGCUCUCGCCCGAUCGCUCUCUCCGCGGAGGACCUAAAGCCACACGGCGAGCCGUAUCCCAGCUCGUCCGCCUGGGCCAGUCCACGAAAGCCUGCGAGCUCUUUCUGAAGAACCGAGCCGCGGCCGUCCAAACCGCCAUUCGCCAGCUUCGCAUCGAAGGAGCCACGCUGCUAUACAUCCAAAAGCUCUGCAACAUCUUCUUCACGAGCCUGCUGGAAACCGCCAGGGAGUUCGAGACGGAUUUCGCGGGCAACACCGGCUGCUACUCCGCCUUCGUGGUCUGGUCUCGUUCGGUGAUGAAGAUGUUCGUGGACGCCUUCAGCAAGCAGGUGUUCGACAGCAAAGAGAGCUUGUCCACCGCCGCCGAAUGCGUGAAGUUCGCGAGCGAGCACUGCAAGCAGCUGAGCGACAUCGGCUUGGACCUGACCUUCAUUUUACAGUCUUUGCUCGUGAAAGACAUCAGGGCGGCGCUGCAAAGCCAGAAAGACAUCAUCAUAGAAGCGACCAAGCAUCGCAACUCUGAGGAGAUGUGGCGCAGGAUGAACCUGAUGACUCCUGAAGCCCUGGCCAAACUCAAGGAGGAGAUGCGGAGCUGCGGGAUCGGCGGCUUCGACCAGUAUACGGGAGAAGACUGCUGGGUCAACCUGAGCUACACCAUCGUGGCCUUCACCAAGCAGAUGAUGGCGUUCCUGGAGGAAGGGCUGAAGCUGUACUUCCCAGAGCUGCACAUGGUGUUUCUGGAGAGCCUGCGGGAGAUCAUACUGGUGGCGGUCCAGCACGUGGACUACAGCCUGCGCUGCGAGCAGGAGAGCGAGAAGAAGGCCUUCAUCCUGCAGAACGCUUCCUUCCUGCACGAGACGGUGCUUCCCGUUGUGGAGAGGAGGUUUGAGGAGGGAGUGGGGAAACCAGCCAAACAGCUCCAGGAUCUGAGGAAGAGCUCUCGGACUGUCAGAGUCAAUCCCGACAGCACCAUGUCCGUUGUUUAAAGGGGAAUCAAUGAGACUGAAGAUGCACUACCAUAGAGGUCUCAAUGCAUUUCAUGAAGAACUCUCAUAUGACUCGUUGCUGGUGUCGUGAUGCACUCCUAACUCUCACUGAAAAUACGAAUUCUGUCAUUAUUUACUUGCUUUUGAGUCAAA
Messenger RNA from Pimephales promelas (fathead minnow), 2356 nucleotides. RefSeq names its product exocyst complex component 8 (gene exoc8). The record is from RefSeq and is a predicted model, not a curated record. NCBI's taxonomy places the organism in Eukaryota, Metazoa, Chordata, Actinopteri, Cypriniformes, Leuciscidae. Gene Ontology annotation, biological process: exocytosis; Golgi to plasma membrane transport; intracellular protein localization. Gene Ontology annotation, cellular component: exocyst.